Grosmannia clavigera kw1407 is the source of this 681-nucleotide messenger RNA. RefSeq lists its product as uncharacterized. NCBI's taxonomy places the organism in Eukaryota, Fungi, Ascomycota, Sordariomycetes, Ophiostomatales, Ophiostomataceae. The coding region runs from base 1 to 681 and encodes 226 amino acids. The record is from RefSeq and is a predicted model, not a curated record. The transcript has a single exon.
AUGUCUGCGCCACUGACUAUUGCAGAGAGCGAACUGUCGGUCGGAGUCUGUGGGCCACUCUACCGGGCCGUCAAGCGAGCUCAUCCAUGUGCGUUCCUUGUAACGGCGUCCGCGCCAGCGCCCCGGCCACCGGUGUGCAGGCAUCCUCAGAUAUUCCUGGAUCGCAACGUGCAGCCUGCUGAUCUUUCUGUGCCGGGGACAGGAGCAGUCGGCUGUGCUGUCCUGGAGGGGACGGUCGAGGUCGAGGGGGAUGAUCUCAGCAGGGAGAGAUCGACGGCAUCCACCAAGGACAUGGUUGUCCGUCAGACACGGCAGCUGGGCAAACGGGACACCGUCGCAGCCACCCGUCUCUCCUCUGCUGCCUUUCUCCAUCUCGUCCUUCGGCACCGCCCAGUCUUCGUUCCCGUGUGUAUACAGACCUCUCGGCCGGCUGCAGAUGGUGGUCAGUCCGGAGUUAUCGCCAGCCUCCUGCUUGCCUAUGGCGGCACCGGUAGAGCGAUGCAGAUUCUCUGCCUCGUCAGCUCCUUGAAUGCCAUCCCCGUUACGGCCUGGUGCUUCCUACGCAGCGACUUUCGGAGUAGCUUCGGCUCUCGCCGGUUCGUCGUACAGGCAUUUCACCCAGGCUUGUACUGUAUCUUCGCCAUCUGCUUCUACCAGGUGCAGAUUAAGCUGCGCCAGUGA